Molecule: messenger RNA, 3839 nt
Organism: Plectropomus leopardus (leopard coralgrouper)
Lineage: Eukaryota; Metazoa; Chordata; Actinopteri; Perciformes; Serranidae
Source: RefSeq, a predicted model, not a curated record
UGAUGAAAACCGGAGAGAGCGGCUUCACCGUCUUCAGGCUUCUGGCCAAAACCGGGAUGUGGAUCUGGGUCCAGGCCAACGCCAGGGUGGUCUUUAAAGCAGGGAAACCGGACUUCAUCGUGGCGCGGCAGAGAGCUCUGACAAAUGAAGAAGGAGAAGAGCAGCUGCGCCUCCGCCGGCUGCAGCUACCGUUCAACUUCACCACCGGAGAGGCGUUACUUUACGACAUCACCCCGAGCGUCGACGUCCCCGACCCGUGCUCCGCCCCCAAGCAGAGGAAGUUAGACAGCUACACCGUCAGCCGCGACUCCAUACUGGGCGCCAUGCUGAGUCAGGAUCAGUCUCUCUACUGUGAAAACAGCAACGGCAACACCCUCAACUCCGCCAACGACAUCGCCUUCCAGGACACGCACGCCACAGUCAACGUCCCCGGAGACGUCUGGCAGCUCACCACGCCCAAACCCGUCAUGGGGAGCCUGGUGAAGGCCGAGGCCACCGUUCAGGACAUGAUGGAGACGCUGCAGCAGAUCCUCGGGGAGAACGACCUCGCCGACGCCCUGGACGUGGGUCCGGAGGAGCUGAAGAGCUGGGAGAGCACGCUGCUGAAGAUGAACACCUGCGAGAUGAACGAGGACUUGGACGAUAUCUUGAGCAACGACAUCCUGUCGUACGUGGAGGAGCAGCUCCAGAGGGAGGGGCGGCUCAAACUGCCGGAUCAGAUCGACGACAUACCGGACUGUCUAUCCAUGCUGGAGCUCCAGAACCAGAACCCGGAGCAGGGCGGGGAGCUCGGCUGGCCUCUGGAGAACCAGCUGAUGCCAAACGGAGGACAGACGAUGAAACUGACCCACAUGGACCUUCCUCAGAUGAGCUUAAACGGUCCAACUCUGCAGGAGAUCUCCUCACAGCAGGCGCUCCCGAAUUCUGUUCAGCUGGGAGCGCCAGGCGACGCCUUCAACGGCCCGAUGGCGUCUCAACUGAGAAACAUGCAAGCCGCUGCCAAGGACCUCGGAGCGUUCAGCCAAAACAGUCACACCAACCAAAUGUCCCAAACAAUGCAGAUGAGGACGCCAAACGUCCCGAUCGGCCUCCAGGACCAAAGCGUGAAACGACAUCCCGUGUUUACCUUUCAGGGAAACCAGUGGAACUCGUCCGUCCCAAACCAAGCCGACGCCUUUGUAGAAACGUACACCCAAAAUAUUUCAAACGAGACAGGUUUCCCCGCAGACCCGUCCUCGUCCAGCUGCUUACAGGGACACUUUGCACUUCAGACACAAAACAGUGACAAUCAGAGACAGUCCUGGUCGCGGGAGCAGCCGCUGAUCUCAGGCGGACACCAACAAAUGAGUCUCAACCAAAUGUCCGGAUUUCAGGGGAAUCCGGGACUCGUCACGUCCCACGCCGUCAACAGCAGGCCGAUGUUCAGGACUCCAGACACUUCAGAUGUACUGUUUCCCGUUCAGCCGGUCCUCGAACCGCAGCCUCUCGCACCUUCCAGCAGCUGUAUGUUCAGAAACGCCCCCGCUGCGGUGCCCGCGAACAGAGCGCACCUCAGUCAGGCGCCGUCCUGCCAGAGACUGAACCCCAACGCCAACCAGAUUCCCUCUAAGCCGUCCUGCUUCUAUCAGGGUCUCCCCGGAGGUGGAGCCGUGCCGGGGACGACGGCGAUCCCCGGUCCCGACGAGGCGGCGCUGUCCUGCCAGAUGACGGCCGGCCUCAACACGGACAGCCUGCUGGUGCAGCAACAGCCGUACCUGAGCUUCAGCGAACAGACGCAGAUCAACAGCCGUCCGGUGGUCGGGAACGGAGGUUUCCCGUUUUCCUCGCUGCCCAACGGGAACGCCUACUACUCAGAGAACAAAUAGGAAGGAGCUGCUGUGACUCCUGGACGGCGGAGGAAACGUCAGUUUAAAGGAAGCAGAAAGACUCCUGUCUCUAAACACGAAAGUGGACUGAAGAACAGAAACGACGAGGAAACCGUGACGGAAGCUGUAAGUGUUUUCGGUUCAGGACGUCCGGAGAAAAGAAAUUCCCUCUUAGGAGCUGGUUGGAUUGUACCAAAAAAAAAAAAAGAUAUGGGAUGACCUGAGUCAGUGAUUUGUUUUGUGCAAUCACGAUCAAGUUGCAGGAAUUUGAACACGAGCACGUCCGGAUUUUCUGCCACGUUGAUGGAGGAAAGUUUGGCUUCAGCCCACGUGAUGUCGUCACUCGUCGUCGGCCAAUCAAGCGGCUCGGCGCCGCUUUUGUCUGAGGUGGGAAUGUUAACUAAAUCAGCUCUUAGUCCUCAUCCUGGACGUCUUUUCUCACGCAUAAUGUACAAAGUCUGGCUUUCUUUUGCCUUCUUUGAUUUAUUCCGAGCUGGAGGGCUCAUUGUGGUAAAAUGAGCGUCGACCGGUGUCUGUAAUUGAUGUUUCCCAGACGCAUCUGCCUGCAGGCUCGUGUGCUUUGACAUUUGCACACAGCAGGUUUGGUUGCCCCUGCGACAGCAACCCAACCGUUCAAAAAAAAGAAAGAAGUUUGAUAUCGUAUGUUUCUGCACGUCACAGAUACGUUACAUUUGCACGUCGUUAUGUAGCAGACGUGCUAAAACUUAACGCUUUAAUGAAAAGGCAACUUUCAGGGCUGAGAAAUGAAGCCAAAACAUGAGACAUAAAAAGAUUCAGAAAAUAGGUUUUAAAAAGAGGCAGGAAAAAGGCAAAGGGAAACUGUAUUUAGCUGUUUAUUCGCGUGUUGGAUGUUACGAGCUUGGAGGAAAAGUGCCGAUAACAUGCCACAGAGAAAUGAAAACAGCAUAACUCCACUGUUUCUUACAUUUUAUGAGAAAAAGUGCAAGGUUUAAUCUUCUGGAUCUCAUGGAGAGAGAAAUUAGAAAUAUCUGACAUAUUUCGCUGUUCAGUGUGACACACUUGGAUGCUGGUUUUGCACCUGCAGGCUGGAUUUGUCUGCGUUUGAAAGAAGAGAAAAGCCUGGCAGGAUGAGGACUAAGUGGGCGGUUUGUUUAACCUCCUCACCUCCGAUAAAAAGCCCCGCGCGUCCACGUCCGUCUCCCACACAGCGGCCGACGCUUGAAUGUCUGAACUGAAUGAAAUAAAAAGAAAGACGACCUCCCGUCGAUCCUCUGAGGUCUCCGACGCACAAACGCCAUCCUCCCCUCAAACCCGUUUUCUACUUCGAGCGCUCAGAAGGAUGAAAUAUAUCUUUUUUUUGUUGUUGUUGCUGUUUUUGUCCUUUUGAAAAAAAGGCGUCUUGAUUAAGUUCAUUUCAACUCUUCACUGUCCCGGCGGGGGAUAUUUGCUUUGCAGACAGGGUAUUAAAAAAGGAAAAAAGAAAACGCACAACAAAAUCAUCCUACUAACAAAUGGUUUUAAAGAUUGAAUUCAGUGAACACAGCUGCUUGUUAGAGCCUCUUUUGUUUAUUUGAAAGAGCUUUUUAUCACUGAGCCAGUUCUUCAUUUUUCUUUCUAGAUUUUUUCUGUUGUUUUCCUGUUGUAGGGAGAAAGAAAAAUACAGACGGUGCCUCAAACUGACGGGAAGUCAGUCUGUUGAAAUUUUAAAAACAUUUCCACCGGGAAUAUUUGCAUAAAAAAUUUAUAUAUUUGAUGUGAACCAAACCAAACCCUUGCCUUAACUAGCCAUUUUUUGAGAUUUUUUUGCACUAUUCCUUUAAAGUUUUUGCCAAAGCAUAGUGAAGAGAAAAUAAUUCAUAAAUCCUUUAAGAGCUUUACAAAAUAAAAAGAGAUUCCCGACGCAGGAUAACAAAAUUAAGACAUUUUUAGUGCUCUAGGUUUUAUAGAUAUUGGAUUAUAAAGUUAUUAUUGUGUCUUAUUUGGAAUAAUAAU